This is a messenger RNA of Aphanomyces invadans, 436 nucleotides long. RefSeq lists its product as hypothetical. The annotation marks the transcript as partial. Lineage: Eukaryota; Oomycota; Saprolegniomycetes; Saprolegniales; Verrucalvaceae. The record is from RefSeq and is a predicted model, not a curated record. Gene Ontology annotation, molecular function: protein binding. The transcript has 4 exons.
GAAUGGACGAGAUUGACCUGGAGCUGACGGAUGCUGUCAGCCGAGGGGACGUGGACACAGUGGCCAUGUGGGUCACGUCAGGGCGCGUGGACGUGAACGUUCCAGACCGAGAUGGCGAUGUCCCGCUCUUGGUUGCCGCCAAGAAGAAUCAAUGUGCCAUGGUCGAGGUGCUGUUGCAGUAUGGAGCGUGGUUGGACGCAGUCGACGCACAUGGAUGGACGGCGUUGAUGGAGGCUGCGCUACAUGGCCACGAAGAUGUAGUGCGUGUGUUGCUCAAGUGGGGGUGUGAAAAAUCGCUGAGGAAUGCCGAGGGUCUCCAUGCACUCGACAUUGCCGUGCAAUACGGGCACGGCCAAAUCGUGUUUCUCCUGUGCGAAGGGCAUGACCCUGGCGUCGGGUUCUUUUAACUAUACGUGAUUUCAUCAUGGCAUCGUGA